CCCGCACAGGAACUGGAUCAGGUGAGCAAGAUGAGUGUGGACGUGCUGUGGCUGGCUGCGCUGGCUCUGUCUCUUCCUGCACUCUCUCAGAGUGAUCCACUGUUUGUUUUGACCGCGCCAAACCUGCUGCGGGUGGGCAGCAAGGAGAAUGUCUUUGUGGAGGCGCAGGAGUAUGCAGGAGGUGACCUCAAUGUGGAAAUUAUGGUGAAGAACUUUCCAGACAAAACCCGGGAGAUCUUCUCCAAGACUGUGAGGCUGACUGCAGCCAACAACUUCCAGGCUCUGCAGGAAAUUGAGAUCCCUGCUGAUUAUCUUCCUCUUCAGAAAGAGACACAUCUCAAACAGUACGUCUAUCUGCAAGCAAAGUUUCUCGGCGAUCCGCUGGAGAAAAUCGUUCUUCUCUCUUUCCAGUCCGGGUACAUAUUUAUCCAGACGGAUAAGACCAUCUAUACUCCAGCGAGUACUGUUCGUUACAGGGUCUUUACCUUGAACCCUGGUCUGGAGCCAGUCACAUCUGGGGUAUCUGUGGAAAUCAUGACUCCUGAAGGAAUCACAGUUCAGAAAGACAUUGUGUAUCCAGAACGUGGUAUCAAAUCUGGACAGUACCAUCUAUCGGAGGUUGUUAGUUUUGGGACCUGGAAGGUGGUAUCCAGAUUCCAGCACAGCCCAGAGAAGAAUUUUACAGCUAACUUUGAGGUCAAAGAAUACGUGCUGCCCAGUUUUGAGGUCACGCUAACACCAGAACAGGAUUUUUUCUACACUACCGAUACUCAGCUGUCUGUUGACAUAAGUGCCAGGUACCUCUAUGGGAUGGAUGUGACAGGGAAGGCGUUUGUGGUGUUCGGAGUCCUGACCGAAGAAGGAGAGAAGAAUCGUUUCCCUGCCUCAGUACAGAAUGUGAAUGUCAUCUCAGGAAAGGGCAAGGCCACACUGAGAAGAGAGCAUAUUCUGAAAUCCUUCCCAGACAUCAACCAGCUCCUUCACUUGUCUUUAUAUGUGUCUGUGAGCAUGCUAACAAGCAGUGGCAGUGAAAUGGUGGAGGCAGAGAAGAGGGGAAUCCUGAUAGUGACCUCACCCUACAGCAUCCACUUCCACAAGACUCCCACCUACUUUAAACCAGGGAUGCCGUUUGAUGUUGUGGUUUAUGUCACAAAGCCAAAUGGCAGCCCUGCCAAUGGCAUUGAUGUGGAGGUGACACCAGGGCCAGUUGUGGGCAGGACCCAGCAAAACGGGGUUGCCAAGUUAACCAUCAACACCCAGGAGGAGGCUACCAGUCUUCCAAUCACUGUGAGGACGAAGGUCUCUGGCAUGCCUCAGGAACGGCAGGCUGAGAAGGACAUGACAGCCCUACCAUACAAGACACAGGGCGGCUCCAAGAACUACCUGUACAUCAGCGUCCCUGCAACUGAGCUGGAGACCGGAGACAACCUACGCAUCGGUCUCAAUCUGAGGAACAGCCCUGGUGAUCAGGAUAAGAUCCAGCAUUUCACAUACCUGAUAAUGAACAAAGGGAAACUUGUCCAUGUAGCAAGGCAUGAAAGGCUGAAAGGACAGUCAUCAGUGACCUUAUCCCUUCCAGUAACCAAGGACAUGAUCCCCUCCUUCCGCUUAGUGGCAUACUACCAUGUGGGAACAGAGGUGGUGUCAGACUCUCUCUGGGUGGAUGUGAAGGACAACUGCUUGGGAACACUCACCGUUUCCCCCACUAGACCAAAGGAUGUUUAUGAGCCUCGCAAGCCCUUCGGCUUGACCAUCACCGGUGACCCAGGUGCAAAAGUGGGACUCGUGGCUGUGGACAAAGGAGUUUACGUCCUCAACAGUCAGUACAGAUUGACACAAACAAAGAUCUGGGACGUCAUUGAAAAGCACGACAUUGGCUGUACGGCUGGGAGUGGCGCAGACAGCAUGGCAGUCUUCUCUGACGCUGGACUGGUAUUUGAAUCCAGUCUGGGUGGAACCAAAUCCAGAACAGACCCCCAAUGCCCUGCUCGCCCUAAGGCUCGCAGACGGCGCUCACUCUCACUGAUCGACCUGAAAACGUCACUAGCGAGUAAUUACUCUGGGCUGGCAAAACAGUGCUGUAAGGAUGGAAUGGUGGAGAGUCUGAUGGACUACACAUGUGAGCGGCGUUCCCAGUUCAUCAUCGAUGGAGAAGAGUGCGUGAAAGCCUUCCUCCACUGCUGUACAGAGGUGGAGAAGGGACACGUGGUGCCAAGAACACGGCAGAUGCUCCUGGCACGCAGUGAUGAUGACGAUUACUAUAUCAGCAGUGAAGACAUUAUGUCCCGCACGCAGUUCCCUGAGAGCUGGCUAUGGGUGGAGGAGACACUGCCACAGUGCCCCCCAGACAGGAGAGGAUGUGUGUCCACAUCAAUAACUAAAGACAGUUUCCUGAAGGACUCCCUGACCACCUGGGAAAUCACUGCUGUCAGCCUGUCCAAAACUCAUGGAAUCUGCGUGGCAGAUCCCCUUCAGAUAAAGGUGAUGAAAGACUUCUUCAUCGACCUGAAGCUGCCGUACGCUGCAGUACGGAACGAGCAGUUGGAAGUCAAAGCUGUGCUAUACAAUUACCUUGAAGAGGAAAUAAAGGUUCGGGUGGAGCUGAUGGAGACAGAGGAGGUGUGCAGUGCAGCCAGCAAGAGAGGGAAAUAUCGCAUGGAUGACGUGUUCAUUGAUCCCAUGUCUUCGCAAGUCAUCCCAUUCGUCAUCAUCCCUAUGGCCCUGGGACAGCACUCCAUUGAGGUCAAAGCUUCCGUCUAUGACUCCAGUCUCACCGAUGGUGUCAAGAAGGACCUGCAAGUGGUGGCUGAAGGAUUGAAAACCAUAAAGGAUGGCGUAACGCUGGUUCUGAAGCCGUCUGACCAUGGUGGCAUCCAAGCACGGAAGAUGAACCGCGUGAAGCUGUCCUCCCAGGUGCCGGGCUCACCUUCACAGACUUACAUCAGCGUGACAGCUGACGUGCUGAGUCAGAACAUUCAAGCUGCCAUCAGUGGCACCCUCAUAGGCAGCCUCAUAACCAAGCCCUAUGGAUAUGGUGAGACGAACAUGAUCACCAUGACCAAACCUGUUGUCGCCACACACUACCUGGAUAGAACCGGCCAAUGGGAAAAAGUGGGGGUAGACCGCCGUGAAGAAGCCAUCAAAUUCAUCAAAAUGGGAUACACACAACAGCUGGCAUAUCGCAAAAAGGAUGGUUCUUACAGCAUUUGGACCCACACAAAGCCCAGCACCUGGUUGACAGCAUAUGUAGCCAAAGUGUUCAGCAUGGCAUACAGUCUCAUCAGCAUCCAGGAGGAUGUGAUCUGUAGCGCCCUCAAGUGGCUGGUCCUGAAUGCACAGCAGCCAGAUGGCGUUUUCAAAGAAGAUGCUCCAGUUAUCCACGGAGAAAUGGUGGGUGGUGUGCGUGGGAAAAACGCUGACGCAUCGCUGACUGCGUUCGUCCUGAUUGCCAUGCAGGAGGGACGUGCCAUCUGUGAGGAGAGAGUAAAUAGGCUGCCUGACAGCAUGAAGAAAGCCAGAGAGUUCCUGUCACACAGGAUCCACACCCUGACCAAUCCCUACGCCGUGGCAAUAAGCUCCUACGCUCUGGCCCUCGGGGGAAAGCACCAGCUGCAUGUCCUGUUCCGCUUCGCAUCCGAUGACAGAACACAUUGGCCGGUCCCUGGAGGUCACCGUUUCACCCUGGAGGCCACAGGUUAUGCGCUGAUGGCCCUGCUGAAGGCCAAGGAGUUUGACCAGGCUGGUCCUGUGGUAAAAUGGUUGACUGAGCAGAGGUUCCACAGCACGCAAUACUGGUCCACCCAGUCCACCAUCACAGUGUUCCAGGCUGUGGCUCAGUACACGAUGGAGGUGCCUGACCAUAAGGAUGUUGACCUGCAAGUCAACAUUGACGUCAGCGGCCGUUCCAAACCCAUCAAGUGGAGCUUCAACAAUGACAAUGCUUACGUCACUCGCUCUGACAAGAUUCGGAUUGACCAAGACCUAACUGUCACUGCCAAAGGAACAGGACAGGGGAGCAUGUUAGUGAUGACCUUAUACCACGCUUUGCCAGAGGAAAAGGACACAGACUGCAAGAACUUUGACCUGCAGGUUAAGAUAGAGAAACAGCCAGAAGUUAGUGAUGAGAAAGCAGUGGAAACGUACAAGCUGACAAUAGAGAUGAGGUACCUGUCCCCAGACAGAGAUGCCACCAUGUCUGUCCUGGAUAUUACUAUGCUCACAGGAUUCGUUGCAGACAAGAAUGACCUUGCAAAGUUAACCUCUGGAAGAGACCAGUACGUCAAGCAGAUUGAGACGGACAAAAAACUUUCGGAAAAGGGCUCCCUCCUUUUCUACCUGAAUAAGGUCUCUCACAAGCUGUCUGACAAAGUGGUCUUCAGGAUACACCAGAUGACCAGAGUGGGUCUGCUUCAACCAGCUGCUGUCACCCUGUACGAGUACUAUGCUAUGGAAAACCGCUGCAUGAAGUUUUACCACCCGCAGAAGAAAGGUGGAGCCCUGAACAGGAUCUGCCAUGAGGAGGUGUGCCGGUGUGCGGAAGAGAACUGCAGUUACCAGAAGAAACAGAGAUCCAAAGAUUUAGACCGUAUCAAUUCAGCCUGUGGGAUCGGAAUGGACUACGUUUACAAAGCCAAAGUGCUCCAUGCUGAUCUGACUCCAGCAUUAGACCGCUUCACAAUUCUGGUGGAUGACGUCAUCAAAGAAGGCACUGACACCGGUGUGGGUGGGAAAGAGCGCAUAUUUAUGGCCCAUCCCUACUGCAGAGAGGCAAUAGAUCUGAGAGAAGGAAGUACCUACCUGAUCAUGGGAAAAUCUGAAGACCUCGUCGAAGGAAAGGACAGACUGAUGUACAUGUUGGGUGGAGGCACCUGGAUUGAGUACUGGCCCACAGAGGCAGAGUGCAAGGAACCUACAUACAAAAACAUCUGCAAUGACAUCAUUUCUGCUGCUGAAGAGCUGCAAACGUCUGGAUGUAUCAUCUAAACUUGUGUCAAGAUGCUUGAAUAUUUUACAUUUUACCAAGAAAGCAAUGCAUGUGCCUUACAUGUGUAUUGCAUUUGUAUUGUAUGUGUAUUACUUUUAUUUUUGUAAUUGAAUGUAUGGUAUAAGACAAUGGAUAUAAUCAAUACAGUUAUUCCUGCUCUGUGCCAUUUUAUUUCAUCACUAGAACUGUAUUAUUCUGUUUUCCCAUUGUCGAUCACACAUGUUGUUUGCAUGAUGUUUGUGUAUGCUGAAAAACCACGGAAAAAGAUGUCCUCGUCGCCCUGUGCACUUCCUCUAGACUUUCCUGUCCGUUAUUUUUAACAGCUCUGCUGAAGCAAUAAGAAGUGGAAUGUCAGCUUGCAUGUUUUCACAUUUGUGCAGAAAUGACAUGAUUUUCUGGCUGCAGUAUGCCCAAAGCCGAAAGGUUUGAGCGAAUUUUCUUAAAUAUUUUUUUCCUCUUACUAAUAUAAAGAGAAAUUCACUAAUUAUAUAUGAGAGUGACUGUUUCAUUGAUGUGCUUUUACAAUCCUCUCUUGCUCAAGAUAUUUUAGAGUUAGAACUGGACACUAGCGGGGCAUCAAUGGGUGCCGCGCAAGCCCCACAGCUAGCAAAAAUAAGUUCUGGAGUCAGCAGCGUUGAUAGCUUAUACUAUGAUCAGUUUUAAAAAUAUGUUCAACGAAUGCGUUAAUCACAGUUUCUGGUGUAUUUUGAUUGGUGAUUAAAAGAUUUUAAUCAAUAGUCCCCUCUAAAACACACACUAUGCUCUGUACCUGUAAACAAUCAAUGAAAGCUCGAGUUCAGCAACGUUCUAGAGUGUAACCAUGGGAACGGCAAAUGCGUUCUUCAAGCACCAAUAAGAACGCGAUUGACACACGUCACAUAAUUUGAAAUCUCAGUGCUCAUAGAUAUGAAUGAAUGAAUGAAACUGACAAGAGAGCAUAUAUACAAUAGAUCAUGGAUCAUAUAUUUCCAAAUAUUUCCAGAAACUCAACAAAAGACCCAGCGCUGGUAGAUUCAAGAUUCAAGAACUUUAUUGUCAUUGUGCAAGCACAACGAAAUUGCAACAGUGUCAACCUCAAACGGUGCAUUUAUAUUUAAGUCCUCACACAUAUUUACAAAAAAAAAAAAGCAAUAUAAAAUAUCAUCAAUAGAAAAAAGUACAGAAUCUAAACAACAUAACGUAUAAAAUGCAAUUAACGAUAAAAUACAACUAACGA
This is a messenger RNA of Megalops cyprinoides (Indo-Pacific tarpon), 6200 nucleotides long. RefSeq names its product complement C3-like. The record is from RefSeq and is a predicted model, not a curated record. The coding region runs from base 31 to 4983 and encodes 1650 amino acids. Gene Ontology annotation, cellular component: extracellular region. Gene Ontology annotation, molecular function: endopeptidase inhibitor activity; protein binding. Lineage: Eukaryota; Metazoa; Chordata; Actinopteri; Elopiformes; Megalopidae. The transcript has 41 exons.